Molecule: messenger RNA, 1710 nt
Organism: Cucurbita pepo subsp. pepo (vegetable marrow)
Lineage: Eukaryota; Viridiplantae; Streptophyta; Magnoliopsida; Cucurbitales; Cucurbitaceae
Product: B3 domain-containing protein REM16
Molecular function (GO): DNA binding
Source: RefSeq, a predicted model, not a curated record
CCACUGUACUUGGAAGAAAAGCUCAUCGAUUUUCAAGAAUGGCCUUGAAACGGGCAUCUCCAUUACCUUUUUCUCCGUCAGUGACUUGUCGCAUUAGAACAAUAACUUGGGCUUCGGCUCUACUUCUCUGCUUGUUGUCCAAGCAUCCGAUUGCGGCGGAUCCAUCUUCCUUCAAAUCUGGAAAUUCAACCGCGGCUCCGAAAUCGGCAAUCGGCGGCUGCAUCCAUCUUGUUCUGCCGCCAAAUCCGCCGGUUGCAUUUCGAUCUUCUAGUUGUUAAUUUAUUGUGUUUCUAGCUGUACAAAUGGAUAAAGUAAGCGAUAGCUCCAACAAAUGGGCAGAAGAUAUCUAUUGGAGCCAUUUUCAGUUCACCCACUUCUAUCAAAUUCUUGCCGGUGGUAGUGAACAGAAACUUGUACUUCCGAACAAAUUUGUAAACAAUUUGAAAAAGAAACUUCCAUCAACUGUGACUCUUAAAGGUCCUAGUGGUGCCACAUGGGAUGUGGGAUUGUCUGCCAAUGAUGAUAAAUUGUAUUUCAAACACGGCUGGCAAGAGUUUGUGAAGGCUCAUUCUCUGGAGCAGAAUGAUCUUUUAGUUUUUAGGUACAACGGAGCGUCACAGUUUGACGUUUUAGUAUUUGAUUGGAAGAGCUUUUGUGAGAAGGAAGCAUCGUAUUUCGUAAAAAUCUGCGAGCAUACAAAUAGCGACACUGGACACAAGGCUAAGAGGAAGUUUGGAGAACCCACUUUAGAUAGUUUUGAUGUUGAUGCUAACAAUGGUGCUGAAUGUGCUUCCUCCGAAAAUAAUUUGCACGAUGACAGUAUGGAACGUAUGAUACAGGACGUCGUGUCCAAAGCUACAAAUUUGAAUGGUCAACCUGAGGUUUUUUCAGCUCAGCCUAUACGAACAAUACGUACUAGAAGAAGGAAAGAAACUCCAAAAAGUGCAGCAGUUAUGACACCCACCCCUGCUCCGGUUCAGUUAUCAGAUUCCGACGAGGAAGCUACUCCCGUUAAGAAAAUCGGGUCAUAUGCCGAGCAAUACCUAUCCAAUCGGAGGGCUAUUACGGAAGAGGACAAGAACAAUGCCCUGAAGUUGGCAGAAGCAGCAUCAAGCAAUGCUGGUUUCAAAGUUAUCAUGCGACCUUCACAUGUAUACAGGAGAUUCUACCUGUUUAUCCCCACUCAAUGGGUUACAAAAAAUCUCUCCCUUUGCAACCAAGACGUAAUACUGCGUCUCGGAAACAACGAAUGGCCAGCCAAAUUCAGCUUUACCGCAAGUCGUCAAUGUGGUGGCCUUACAAGUGGAUGGAAACAUUUCGCUAUAGAUAACAAUUUAGAAGAAUUCGAUGUCUGCGUCUUUGAGCCUGUCCCUAAAACAAGUGGUCCUGUGGUCCUGGAGGUCAGAAUCUUCCGUGUUGUCGAAGAUGUUAUCCCUCUUACUCGUGUGUCGGCUAAGAGCAACAGGAAGCUAAUCAAAGCCAACUAAAGCUUAAUUUGUGGCAAGUUCCCAAAUUAUCUAGUACCUUAUGCUAAGACCCAUGAUUUGAUAUCUGUUUAAUAUUGUAGGUAAUCACUCUGUUAUAACAUAUGAUGUUCUGUGGCAGUGACUUAUCCCUGCGAACAUAUUGUCGAUGAUGCCACGCUAGUCCGAACUUUGUCAUAUACGAGUAGAAUAUCCUGUUUAUAAGAGUUUCUAAGCUUCAUUCACA